AUGUCGUUAGUAGUUAUUUUGUGUCUCAUAGAAUGUGCAUCUUUGAGACUGUGUAGUGGCCUUCAACGUGCGCGCAUGGGUUUGGGACAUCAAGGCAGAAUGAUGGCACGUGAACGACCACGUGUUCUUAAAAUGGCGAGAGGAUUUCGCUUUCCUUUCGAUGCUCUGGCACUGCUUCGCGAAACUCUCGGCGAUAAAUUGGAAAUUCAAACAACAGAAACAGUUGAAAACGCGUUGUUCGUGUCGAUAGUGACAUUAUUUGGCAAAAAUUUCGAAGGCAAAGGAGAAGACGAAAUGAUCGCUCAACGACGAGCCGCAGAGACGACCUUGCAGUUUCUAUUGGACACGAGAAUGUCGAUGAAGAAUAUGCAAUUGCCGUUAGGACUCGAACAGCGUCUCGAUUCGUUGGCUAGAGAUUUGAAUUUGGUGCGAAGGAAGGCAAGUCGACUGGUGAGUGGAGUUAAGAGAAAACACCCAGAAGGCAGUAAAGGUAUGAUGAAACCGCUAUUAGCUCGUGAUCUUAACCGUAUUAUGGAGCGUCUAGAAAGUGGAGAAAACCCGUUAGCUUUGUUCAAUCAGUUGUUACCCUCGGCUAGAAUUGAUCUUGAGUCGUCAAGUGGGCCUGCACAUGCACCCGUUCAUGUGGUGUAUACAAUUGUGGACGGGAAGAGGUAUGAAGGAAGGGCACACUCAAAACAGGAAGCCAAGAAGGCUGCUGCAUUACAGGCUCUGAACGCAUUGCAUGCUGAAGUAUCCGCUGCCAGGAAUUUUCCAGAGAGUUUGCCACAAGUUCCUAAGAAAAUGGCUUUACAAGCUGCAUUGCCAUCUAACGGUGGUAGGUCAGAAGAUAUAUCGGUUAGUCGAAUUAAUCCUUUGGCAAAGCUUCAAGAGAUGUUUGGAGAGCUUGAGUUCACAACAACUUUUGAUGGUCGAGAACGAGACGUGAACUGUCGAUCUACUGCAGAGUUAAUUGUGGAUGGAGAAAGUUAUUGGGGAUUUGGCUCAACGAAAGAGCAGGCUAAACAAGCAGCUGCACAAUCAAUGCUAGACAAACUCCAGGGUCUUGAAACAACUGCUGACGACAAGGGUGAGUUAAUGCUUCAUGCACCAUGGAUGAAGACUGGAUAUGUGAUGAGAGAGUCAUCUUAUGAUGAUGAGCUUCACAGUCCAGAAGUUGAACCUCAGCCACCAACACUCAAAACUCGGUUUAAUCCUGAAACGAAGAACGUUACAGCAAAUCCAGUGCAGCGUCUGUACACUCUAAAACCAACUUUGGAAUUUAUAUCAGAACAGCUGUCUGAUGUCAAUGCUGUGCCUCAGUUUCGAGUUUCUGUCAACGUUAGUGGUCAGAUCUUUUCAGGAGUUGGACGAAAUAAAAAGCAAGCUAAGCAAGAGGCUGCAGUUGAAGCAUUGAAAGUUGUGUUUUGUGAGGAUUGGUCAACAGGUCAGCCAGUCAUAAUCUCUAUGGACACGGCAGCUGAUGAUGUUACUUUGACUGGGGCAUGUCUUAGUCAAGCAUUAGUUGAUCGGUUUGCGCAGCUUAGUUGGGAGAAAUUCACUGAAUUAGCUCAAGAUAUUCCUAAUGAAUCAGGAAACAAGCGGCGAGUACUGGCAACUUUUAUCAUGACAAGAGGCAGCAGUGGGCAAGGAGUGAUGUCAUCAGAUGUGGGUGAAGAAGUAGUUGCACUAGCAACAGGAACAAAAUGCAUUUCAGGAGUGAAUAUAAGUCAGUGUGGAUUGGUCCUCAAUGACUGUCAUGCAGAAGUUGUGUGCAGGCGAUCUCUGAUUCUUUUUUUGUAUUCUCAUCUUUUAAUGGCACUUGGACGACAGCAAGAAGACUCAAUCUUCGAACCAAAAGAAGAUGGCAUGUUUGGGUUGAAGUCAGGAAUAGCUUUUCAUCUUUAUAUCAAUACAGCUCCUUGCGGUGAUGCGCGGGUUUUUGUAACAAGGGAUGAAGAGUCUGUUGAACAUGUGGCUGUGCACGGUGAUUCAGACAUGGGAACACCCAGUCAGAGUUCAGAUAACCAUCCUCAAAGGAAGAAUCGUGGGUUGCUCAGAGUGAAGAUCGAAGGAGGUGAGGGGACAGUGUUAGCUGAUUUAGAUCAGGAAGUGACUCAAACAUGGGAUGGAAUUCUGGGAGGAGAAAGGCUGCUUACGAUGUCAUGCAGUGAUAAACUGUUGCGCUGGAAUGUGCUAGGAGUUCAGGGUGCUCUGCUGAGCAACUUUGUGUCUCCUGUUUACUGCAAGUCAAUUAUAAUUGGAAGUCUGUUUCAGCGAGAUCAUCUGCAGCGGGCAGUUUAUCAGAGAGCAACUGGUGCUACUGAGAGCCUUCCUCAAUCUCAUGUAGUGAAUCUGCCACUGCUGUGUGGUCUCACAACACCAGAGGCUCGUCAGAUGGGCAAGUCAUCUCGAUGGAGUCUUAACUGGGUUUGGAUGGACAGUAAAGCUGAAGUGGUUGACUGCAGUACAGGUAAAUGUCCAGAUUCUGCGCCGUCCCGACUCUCCAAAUCAGCGCUUGCUGAACAAUUUUCAAAGGUAUGGAAAACAAUAAGUCACAAGCAGCAAGAGGCUAUCGAAACUAGCAAGACAGCCAAUCUUUCUGGUCAACUGUUUUUCAGAGGCACGGCAAGAUCAAAGCCUGAAACAUACUUGGAAGCUAAGAAGAUGGCAAAAGAUUACCAGCUCGCCAAACGUGCGCUGUACAAUCAUCUUUUUCAAGCAGGAAACGGCAAGUGGGUGGGGAAACCGGAGGAACAAGACAGAUUCAAUAUUCGUUAGGUACAAUUUAUAUUACAGGCAUGCACAAAACAGUACAAUACAAUCAGCUCUAUAUAAGCUGUGUACACUAAAAGCUAUCAUGAGUCUGACUUGUUUUGUUUGUCUAUUAGCUUUUCUGUUAAAUCACUGUUGCUUGUUUGACGUAAUUGAAGGCGUUUGUAACAUGCCAACCAGAAAUC
This is a messenger RNA of Corticium candelabrum, 2957 nucleotides long. Its product is annotated as double-stranded RNA-specific editase 1-like. Gene Ontology annotation, molecular function: double-stranded RNA binding; tRNA-specific adenosine deaminase activity; double-stranded RNA adenosine deaminase activity. The coding region runs from base 1 to 2778 and encodes 925 amino acids. Gene Ontology annotation, biological process: adenosine to inosine editing; RNA processing. The record is from RefSeq and is a predicted model, not a curated record. Lineage: Eukaryota; Metazoa; Porifera; Homoscleromorpha; Homosclerophorida; Plakinidae. The transcript has a single exon. Gene Ontology annotation, cellular component: cytoplasm; nucleolus.